Aspergillus niger is the source of this 870-nucleotide messenger RNA. RefSeq lists its product as uncharacterized. NCBI's taxonomy places the organism in Eukaryota, Fungi, Ascomycota, Eurotiomycetes, Eurotiales, Aspergillaceae. Gene Ontology annotation, cellular component: nucleus; cytoplasm. The record is from RefSeq and is a predicted model, not a curated record. The transcript has a single exon. Bases 1 to 870 code for a protein of 289 amino acids.
AUGCCCCCCCUCAAACUCCUCUGCCUCCACGGCUACACGCAAUCCGGCACCCUCUUCCACGCCAAAUCCCGCGCCGUCAUAAAACACCUCACCAAGACCCUCCUUCCCACGACCGGCUACACAAUCACAACCACCUACCCAACCGGUCCCAUCCACCUCCUCCCCUCCGAUAUCCCGGGCUACGAACCAUCCACAAACCAAGGCGGCACCAACGAUGAACCAACAGAAGCCUACGGCUGGUUCCGGCGCUCCUCCACCGCGAACCCACCCCUUUAUACAGACCUGCAUUUAGGACUAGAGACGAUCGCCAACGUCAUCAAGACCGAGGGGCCGUUCGACGGCGUAGUGGGGUUCUCGCAGGGCGCAGCGAUGGCGGCGAUUGUGGCGGCGUUGUUGGAGCCCGGGAGAGAGGAGGUUAUGAAUAAGUUUGCGAGCGAGGGGAGUGUGUUUGAGGAAACGGGGGAGAAUGUGAAGGGCUUUGAGGUGCCGAGUGUGUGGUGGGAGAAUGUGAGGAGUGUAGGGCAGGCGCCGUUGAAGUUCGCGGUUUGUUAUAGUGGGUUUAGGGCGCCGGGGCCGAGGUAUAGAGGGUUUUAUGAGGGUGGGGUGAAGACGCCCGUGUUGCAUGUUUUGGGGUCGUUGGAUGCGGUAGUCGAUGAGGGGAGGAGUAAGGCGUUGGUGGAGGUUUGUGAUGCGAAGGAUGUGGAGGGGAGAGUGGUGGUGCAUCCCGGGGGCCAUUUUGUGCCGGCGCAGAGGCCGUAUCUUGAUGCUGUGGUAGGGUUUGUGAGGGGCGUUGUUGGGGAUUUCAAUGGAAAUGGGGGAAAGAAGGAGAAGGAGGAAGUGGAUGUUAAUGAGAUGGAGCUGCCUUUCUAG